AUGCGCGCCGGCGCCCGCGCCUUCAGGGUCCUUCUCCUCCUCCUUCUCGUCCUCUUCCUCGCGACCGGCGGCGCGGUCGCGAGGGAAACCAUCGUGGACGACGACGACGCCUCGGCGGGCGGGCUCGAGCCUUUCGCGGCCGCGCCCGCGGAGGAGGAGGACGCCCGCGUGUCCAUGCCAGGUGGCGUCUCCGCCCCGCUGCCGAGUUCCUCCCACGACGCGUACAGAGAAGACGCGCUCGCGGCGGUGGAGCACCUGAACGCGGUGCAGCUCGACGGCGCCAAGGUGUCGCCUCGAUACGCGCUCAGAGACAUCAUAGAGGUGAGGAGCCAAGUCGUCGCGGGGACGAUGGUCCACCUCAAAAUCGCCGUAGGAACGGAGGACGACGAGGGCGAGCCGCGGGCGGCGGCGCGGAAGACGUGCGACGCCAACGUGUGGAGGAAGCUGGACGGCACGAGGGAGGUCACGAGCGCGACGUGCGAGAAUUGCGACGCGCGCGACGCGUGA
Micromonas pusilla CCMP1545 is the source of this 507-nucleotide messenger RNA. RefSeq lists its product as uncharacterized. Gene Ontology annotation, molecular function: cysteine-type endopeptidase inhibitor activity. The transcript has a single exon. The record is from RefSeq and is a predicted model, not a curated record. Lineage: Eukaryota; Viridiplantae; Chlorophyta; Mamiellophyceae; Mamiellales; Mamiellaceae. The coding region runs from base 1 to 507 and encodes 168 amino acids.